This is a messenger RNA of Argiope bruennichi, 1712 nucleotides long. RefSeq lists its product as uncharacterized. Bases 56 to 448 code for a protein of 130 amino acids. The record is from RefSeq and is a predicted model, not a curated record. The transcript has 2 exons. Lineage: Eukaryota; Metazoa; Arthropoda; Arachnida; Araneae; Araneidae.
UAAAAUCAUUCAUCAAUUUUGGAUAAUUCCGUUGAAGACAAAACAAGAGAUAAACAUGAUGUCCAUCAAAUUCCAAUCCGUGCUUCUUGCCUGUAUUGUUCUCUCUUGCCACCUACUUAUACCAGCAGUAGAGGCAGGCCAUCAUCACAGGCAAAACGACAAUGCCCUCGCAGUCCUCUUGGCUGCCGGUCUAUUGGCUAAAUUGUUGAGACAUCACAAGCACGAGGAGCACCACGUUCACAUCCCUGUUCACCAUGAGCACCAUGGCCACCACGAGCACCAUGGUCACCAUCAUGAAGGAAGUGCCAGGGCUGCUGUCUACCAACCAGCACCAGCUGAACAAAUGUAUGCCGGAGCUAUGCCACCUCAACCCAUGAUGAGCAAUGUACCCUAUCCUCUUCCUCAAGCUGCUGUCUAUCCCCCUCAUCCAAGCAGCGUAUCUUAUUGAGAAAGGGAAAGAAACUAGUAGUCUUUAUCUGAUGUAUAUUUUUUCAAAGAUGGGUUUUGCUUCAUAUGUAAGAUAUUUCAUUUGUAGCUUGGAGAUUCGAUUAGUUAUCAUUUUUCAUUUAGUCAAUAAUUUAAAACAUAUUUACGUUAAUUUCAAAUACAAAAAAUGUAAACUAAAGACAAUAUUUUUGUAAUAGUUAUAUACGUAAAUUUCUUUCUUGUUUCUACAGUUCAAUAUAAGUAAUUAGAUACUUACCAAAAUAAUUAUCGGAUUCAUUCUCAAAUUUCUCACAAUCUCGAAAGAGAUAAAUCAAUUUUUUCCUCAAUAUUUUAUUAUUUCAGAGGCAAUAAUUUCUAAGAUCAUUUUUUUGCACAGUAGUUCUUUAACUCUACGGUUGUUGAAAUCUCUAUACAUAUGCACGAUUUCUUACUUCUUCGUUCUUUAGUUUUCAAAAAAGUUACUCUUUCUUAUUAUCUCUGUAUGAAAUUUGUUUACUCAUAUUUUCCCAUAAACAUUUGAUUUACUUUUCUAACAAACCUUUUUAAACAUUUAAAAUAUUCAUCAAAAUCUGGAUGCUUAAAUUGUUUGGAUGAUACUGUAUUGUCACAGCCUUUAAAUAACUUUUGAUCUCCUUUAACAAUACUUAACUAUCUGAAUUACUUUUUCAAAAGCUAAAAUUUCUCCGUUUCUUUUCUCUUUAUUUUUAUCACAGUUUUUAUCCUAUGAUGAAACAUGACUUUCAUCUCUAACUCUAUUUAUCUCACAUUUUUCAUUAUCUCAGCUGUUUUAUUUCCCCCAAUUUAUUAUAACCUCAUUUUACUUUGCUAUAUGAAUUUUUCCUUUUCAUUUCAUCUCUUUGUUUUCCCCUCUAAAUUGCGAUACCUUUAAGAAUUGAAAUCAAAAUUUCAUAUUUGUUAUAACAGUCCAAGCUGUACAUAAAAAAUCACUAGUCACGAAGCUCAAUUGCUCAUUCCUACAUAUAUACAUAAAAGCCAAUUUAAUUUGUAGGUACUUGAGAAUAUAUACAGCCUCUUGGUUUUAUCCCCAUACAAGCGAAAAAUAUCGCCAAUCAGGUUGCAUUAUGUAUAAUGAAACUUGUCGAUCUUGGUAUACUCUGAAAAUCGCCAAGGGGGAGGGGAUGUAAUCGAGGGUGUAUAUAUACACAAGUACCGAUUUUUAUCAGGUAACAAAUUUUCAUAAAUGGAAAUUAUGUUUAGUUGAAAAGAAUCAGAAAUAUAUAUAUAUAUUGUAUAGUAAAUAAAUG